This is a messenger RNA of Rhododendron vialii, 477 nucleotides long. RefSeq names its product probable serine/threonine-protein kinase PIX13. Gene Ontology annotation, molecular function: protein kinase activity; ATP binding. The record is from RefSeq and is a predicted model, not a curated record. Lineage: Eukaryota; Viridiplantae; Streptophyta; Magnoliopsida; Ericales; Ericaceae. The coding region runs from base 1 to 477 and encodes 158 amino acids. The transcript has 3 exons. Gene Ontology annotation, biological process: protein phosphorylation.
AUGAAGAAGGAAGGAAAGAAUGACAAGAAGAAGAGAGGAGUUCUUCACUCGCAAGGGUUAAGCAAUUUUUGCAAGGACUGCAACCCCUAUCAUUUGUUUAAUUCCAAGAUAUCAGACUUCGGUUAUGCUGACUUGGAUUACCCAGAAAGUUUUUGGUCUUGCGGGUAUGUGCCAACACCUCUGGAAACAUCUGGUUACAUUGCCCCGGAAUAUUUUGCCACAGGUCAUUUAUCUGUGAAGGGCAACGUGUAUAAUUUUGGUGUUGUGUUGCUUGAGAUGCUUACUGGGUUACGUGCUCAUGACAUGAAGCGUUUGCCUGGGCAACAUAAUCUGGUAGAUUGGGUCAAGCCUUAUUUAGCAAAUGGAAGAAAGUUAACAAGCGUAAUGGAUUCCAGGUUGGAAGGGGAAUAUCCUCCGAAAGCUGCACUGCGAUUGGCUCAUCUUGCUCAACAAUGUCUGGAAGAGUACCCCAAUUAA